AUGCUCUUCGACCGCUCGCAGCCGGCACCCUUCCGCAUUGACAUCCCCGUCGACGACCUCCUGCCCGCGCACCCUACGCCAGACGAGGCACGCCUCGACCGCGCCGCGUCCCGUGACAAGUCCCACGGCGAGGCCAAGGCGUCCGAGGCCGCGCUCAAGGCCCUGCUCCGCACGCAGAGGGCGGAGGAGGCGCGAAAGGCACGGAUUGCCGCCGAAGAGGCGCGGUCGGAGAAGCUGGCCUCCCUCUCGGCUCGCGUGGAGGAGUCGGUGGAGCGCAAAUCCAAGCUGGUGGCGGCGACGCAGGCGAAGAAUGCAUACCUCGUCAAGCGCGCCCUCGCCGUC
Messenger RNA from Emiliania huxleyi CCMP1516, 342 nucleotides. RefSeq lists its product as hypothetical. The record is from RefSeq and is a predicted model, not a curated record. The annotation marks the transcript as partial. The transcript is spliced from 2 exons. NCBI's taxonomy places the organism in Eukaryota, Haptophyta, Isochrysidales, Noelaerhabdaceae.